UCUCAAUAUAGUUGUAACGAGUUAUCUGUCGUAUAUAUAACAUUAUAAAUUUAUAUAUUAUAAAAAAUAUAUAGUAUAUAUGGAAUAAUUUAAAAUACAUGUUUCUCAGUAAUUUUAAAUGUAUUUUGAAAGGUUAUGUGAUUAUGAUUCUUAAAGUAUAUCUAAAUUUCUUGUCCAUAAAUAUUAAAAAGUGAUAUGUUUGUUGCGCUUUAUAAGCGCCAAUAUUAUAUAAAAAAUUAAGAAUGGAACGAAAUGGCGCGAGAGAAAUGGAAGAACGAAUGUGCAUAAGAGAUACUGGAAAGACACUGAAAAAAUAUGGUAGUACAGCUAAACAUAUUACAAGAAAUGAAAAUUUAUUAAAACAUACUGUAUUAACAACUGAUACUCUUCAAGGAAUUGCUCUAAAAUAUGGAGUUACAACUGAACAAAUAAGAAGAGUCAACAGAUUAUGGGCUUCUGAUAGCUUAUUCUUACGGGAACAUUUAUUUAUUCCUAUUAAUCCAGAAAGUCCAUUAUCAUUAGAUAAUACUGAAGAAAUUGAACAUAAUAUAGUUCAAAAUGUUUCUAGUCCAUCUUCAAUAACAUCAUCUAUAGAUGAUGAUAGUUCAGUUAAUGAUUUUUUAGCUAAAAUGGAUUCUUCUAUAGCCAAUGCUAAAAAAGAAGUUAAACGUACUCAGGGGAAUAGUGAAUUUUGCACUGAGGAUAAUGAUAUCUAUGUACAAUCACAUAGAACAUCUUCUAAAUUACGUAAUUCGUUUCCUAUAACUUCAAAUGCAUAUACAGUACCAUCUGCUUCAGAAUCAUUAAGACCAUCUUCUAGUGACAUGCAUAAUUUUCCAACUGCUGUAGUUAUGACUCAGGGUAGAAAAGUGAAAACAUCAUUACAAAGACUUCAACAACAGCAAGAUGAAAUAUUCCAGUUGUAGCAAUCAAAUUUUAUUGAACUGUAAUAUAUUUAACACUGACAGUGACAUUAAAAAGUUUAAACAAAAGAUAUAUUAAAUACUGAAUAAUAUACUGGAAAUAGUAGAAAGCUAUUUCAUAUUUAAAAUUGGUUGAUCCAAUGUUAAUUCUGAAUACUAUCAUCAAUGGAUCAACAUAACUCUCAUAUUGUCCAAGCAUAUUUUUAAAAUUGUUCAAAUAAUAUUUCUUAGUAAACCAUAUGUGCCUUUAAUCCAAGUUGAUUGUGUAUUUCUGUUAUUUUUAUAAAAUAUAUACAUAUUUUAUGUUAUAUCUAAAAUAUUAAGCUUAUAUGAUUUCUUUCUAUAAA
Molecule: messenger RNA, 1270 nt
Organism: Apis laboriosa (Himalayan honeybee)
Lineage: Eukaryota; Metazoa; Arthropoda; Insecta; Hymenoptera; Apidae
Gene: red
Product: lysM and putative peptidoglycan-binding domain-containing protein 1
Exons: 6
Coding region: 243-926 (227 amino acids)
Source: RefSeq, a predicted model, not a curated record